This is a messenger RNA of Agrilus planipennis (emerald ash borer), 763 nucleotides long. Its product is annotated as guanine nucleotide exchange factor subunit Rich-like. Gene Ontology annotation, biological process: intracellular protein transport; retrograde transport, endosome to Golgi. Bases 143 to 763 code for a protein of 206 amino acids. The record is from RefSeq and is a predicted model, not a curated record. NCBI's taxonomy places the organism in Eukaryota, Metazoa, Arthropoda, Insecta, Coleoptera, Buprestidae. The transcript has 3 exons. Gene Ontology annotation, cellular component: Golgi membrane; cytosol; Ric1-Rgp1 guanyl-nucleotide exchange factor complex.
AAAAGUAACACAAAAAUGAGGUUAAUUAGAUUCAAUAUGGGAACGUUAGACGUCAGAUUUUUUUGUUAAAUGAAUGUUUACUUUUACAAAAAUGUUGACGAUUAGGUGGAAUAGAUUAAUGUAUUUGAAGAAAUAAUCAAACAUGUAUUUUCCAAUUGGUUGGCCAAAAGUAUUAAAGACACCAGAAUUGGGAGGAAGCUCUAUAAAACAAGUCACUUGUAACAGAGAAAAGGUUCUAUUUGCUAUCCUUACUGAUGAUACCAUAUCGAUAUGGUUUUGCAAACCUUGUGUUCCAAUUGUUUUUCAUCGUCGCGAUUCGAAUUCCAUCGCAAAAUUUGGCUCGAAUGUUUUCCUGGAAUGGAAACCAGAUUCAAGUAUGUUUGUUAUUGUAACUUCAGAAGGUCAUUUAUUAUUUUACAAUGUGCAAGUUUUGGCUGAUCAAAAAGGACUUUAUGUACAAACUGAUUCUCCACAUGAAAGUUUGAAGAGGGAUAGUGCUGAAUUAUUUAUCAAAGAAGUUAUUCCACCACUUCAUCUCUCUUUAAAAGAAGAAAUCCAGAUAUGGGAUGGAGAAAUAACCGGUAUAGUUUGUACAACUAUGACAGAAUUUAUGAUAUCAACAAAGAAGGCUCAUGUCUUACGCUAUCGAUGGGAUGGUACUCAAAAUAGAGAUUAUACAUUAGAUUUAAGAAGAAUUCCAUUUUGUAUUAAUCAACAAGUUUCAAAAGGUAACAAUUUUGACAUCACCUACCAUUUCAUUUAA